AUGCGCCCCACGCUCAAGAUAUCGCGCUGCGUGCUAUCGCGCGCGGCGUCGUCGAAGGCGGCCGUAGGCGCGGCGCUCGCGCCCGCAGCCGCGCGCGACCCCGGCGCGCAUUUGCGCCGCUCGGCGGCGCCCGAGCCCGCGUACCUCCCGACCUCCGCAGUGUCGGGCGAGGGCCGCGCCCGCUCCGCCCUUUUUGGGCAGUAUCCGACGCGCACGAAAGUCAACUACGCCGCGCGGCGCGCGAAGCCGGCCUCGACGGCGUGGCGCCACGACCCUGUCGCCGUGAUGCAGAACACGCCGCUGCGACGCUGCGCCGUCUCCCGCUGCAGCUUGCACACCGCGUACAUGCUCAACCUGCGCGCACUGUUGGUGCGUGACACGCGCGGGACGCCGCGCGUCAUCGCCGCGCCGGACGGGCUGCGGCACCCGCGCUACGCGGGCCGCCGGACGGGGCUGGGCGCGUGGGUCGCGCUGCGGCGCGACAUCGUCGCAGGCAUCGGGCAUAGUAAGCGCCAGCUGGCGAACAUCACCAAGGGCCCGCCGAAAAUCCCUGACAACUUGCUCGAGCAAGUCGAGGGGGAGCUUGUGACGCGUGUCGCGCAAGAGCUCGAGCUGUUGCGCGCGCGCGUCGCCGCGGCGCCGGCCGGGGAGGGCGUGGACGCAGCACGCGUGCUGCGCCCGCUGUCGCCUGCGGAGGUCGAUGGCGUGGCGCACGGCGCGGCGCCCCGCAGCGCCAUCGCCGUGCUUGAUGUUCGGUUCGGCGCGAGGAGCAGGUUGACGGAGGCGGAGCGCGAGCACCCAACCGUGCGGAUGCUGCGGCGCGAGGGCGCGAACUCGACGAAGGAAGGGGACGUGCCCCUCUUCCCGCUGCAUGCGUUGUUGGGUGCCGAGCCGCGGUGUGCCGCGCUGGUGGAGGACGUGUUGGCUGCGCAGCGGGUUUUCGCGCGGCGAUGCGCGGAGGCUGCAGGUGGGCAUGUCACGACGCCGACGGAUGAAGUCGAGGCGCACCGGGCUGAGGAGGAGGCUGCGCUCGUGGCGGUCCAGAUCCCUCAAAUCGAUAGUGGGCGGGAUGGGGGUGUGCCGCUUGUUGUGGCGUUGUGGCGGGUGUCGCUGUGGCGCGGGGAGGGGUGGGAUUUGGUGGAGGCUGCGGGGGAGGGAGGGGAGGGCAGCAAGGGCGGCGAGGGUGGCGAAGAGGCCGAGGGAGGUGGGGACAAGUAG
Messenger RNA from Cutaneotrichosporon oleaginosum, 1218 nucleotides. RefSeq lists its product as uncharacterized. The record is from RefSeq and is a predicted model, not a curated record. Lineage: Eukaryota; Fungi; Basidiomycota; Tremellomycetes; Trichosporonales; Trichosporonaceae.